Diaporthe citri is the source of this 1593-nucleotide messenger RNA. RefSeq lists its product as uncharacterized. The record is from RefSeq and is a predicted model, not a curated record. The coding region runs from base 1 to 1593 and encodes 530 amino acids. The transcript has 3 exons. NCBI's taxonomy places the organism in Eukaryota, Fungi, Ascomycota, Sordariomycetes, Diaporthales, Diaporthaceae.
AUGAAUGGCGGAUCGAGCGCGAAACGGGAGGUGCACGCCCGGUUGACUACCAUCUGCCCGAACGAUGAUCCAGCAGAAAUCUUCUUCGACCUGUGUCCGACUCUCGAGGAGCUCCACGACGUCACUAAUGCAGAUGCUCUGACGAAGAUGAAGAGCCGUAUUGAAACUAUGCUGGCUGCGUUCAACAUCGUUUGUCACAACGGCAAGGUUUCCAAGGACCAUGACUUCAACUUCAUCUUCGAUUCGUUUAUCAAAGGAGCAUCACAACAAUCACUCAACUCCAUGACGCUUUUUGAAGAGUCCAUGGCUUCCCUCGCACUGAACAAGAGCCGCAACGGGGGUUGGUCAAGCCAGGGGACGAAGAAAGAUCAGCUUCUGACCUACUACCUCUGGCGCCUCCACGGCUCAAAGGACGAGGCAUCUCCUUUUCCAGUUUCAGUCCCCGCAACAACCCAGGUCAUGGGAGCCUUCCAGGAAGCCUCCCAUGACUUCUUGCCAUCAUCGACAACAACGCGCGGUCCUUGCUCCAACUGCGGUCAUGCGCAGUCUACAAAUUGGUGCUCUGGAUGCCGCAUCUUGAAGUCUGGCAAGAUUGUCUUCGCCACUUUCUACUGCGAUCGGGGUUGCAUGAAAGCCCACUGGAAGGCCCACAAGCCUGCUUGCAAUGAAGUGCGCGUCCUGCGGCGCGCCGCGGCACUCUUCACUGAGCUCUGGCUUGAAUACUCACAAGUCACCAAUCCUGGCCACAUUGAGUCCGUUACCGAAGACAACGGUCUGAUAGAAAUAAAUCUCCGGCCAAUUGAACGAUUUAAGUCUCUGGUCCAAGCUGUGGCCCGCCCAUUCCCGCGACAUCUUGUCGCGUCGGAAGAGCAGGCGCUGGCGUGCAUGGCGCUGGCAACUUGCGAGGCUGUCCUUGAUCAGGGCAGGAAUCUGUUCGAGCUGAUCAUGCGUCCUGCUUGUGCGGUCGUAGAGGCCGUCCGCGUUCAGUCCAAGAACGCACACAAGACCGCUCACGUUUCCUAUCGCUCCAACCAUCAAACAUUCCCAUCCAUGUGUCUCCACUCAGUCAUCCGGUUUACCCUGCCCUCGGGUUUGAAGUUCGCCUUCGAUCCCACUGGCGCCCAGAACGGUUGGCAAGAACACCUCGCUCCCUGGGACGAAUACGCGAAGCAUCGCGUCCACUUUAUUCAGGAAGUCAGAACGAUCGACGCAUGGGGCCUCGAGCAGUGCAUGGCCAAUCUUGAAAAAGACGUGUUGUCCGCCGGCGGAGGAACCGGACAUCCGGGACUGGACCUGGAACUGGACCAAAAGAUAAGGCUUGCGCUUGUGGCUGUUGCGGUGGAGCCUGGCCUGAGUCUUAUGCUCAGCAAGAAAGGAACGGCGGAGCUCUUUUACAAGCUCUCCAACGACCGUUACGAUGCCGUCAAGGAGCUGAUUAUCAGGCUUGACUUAGAUCAAUCCCAUUGCUUGGUGAAGACCUCAGUCUCGGAGGCGGGGUAUGAGAAGGUUGUAGGCGACGGCUCGGGCGGCGGGAAGCUGAACAGAGUCUGGUUUGAUCAGUUCGAGAAGGUGCUGAUGGAAUGGGAGAAGUGA